CAGGACAUCAGAGAUUUUUUCACACACUUGACCUGGACUAAGGAAGAGCAAGAUGCUGUAUCGCUGGAACAUGGACAUGAGGAGUAUCGUGGGGGUGUUGGUGUGUUUGUUUUUCGGCCAGUGUGCUUUACUGCCUGGCUCCCGUGCAACAGAGUUUGGGUUACUGCCCAAUGACACGCAGGGACAAACGGGAUUUUCGGAGCCUGAUUUAUCCUAUUGUCAGAUGAUUCUGGAAGCUCCAGUUCCACCCACAGCAGACCAGGUUCCCUGGUUCUGCAUCUGCUCCGCUUGCUCUGGAAACAGAGGCCAGAAAGGAGACAGAGGCGACCGCGGACUGUCAGGAGUUCCUGGUAGUCCAGGUCCAAGAGGUCUCUCUGGGCUUCCCGGCCGUCCAGGAUUCACAGGACGUCCUGGCAUAAAGGGUGAGAAAGGUGACGCAGGAGAUAAGGGUGACCUUGGUUACCCUGGAGUUUCAGGGCCAAAGGGAGGCAGGGGAUUCAAAGGUGAGAAGGGUGAACUUGGUCUGGAAGGUCCUACGGGAGAACAGGGUCCAAAGGGAGAUGAUGGUCAGUGCCCAGAAACCUGUGAGCCCAUACCUGGGCAGGCAGGUGAACCGGGUCUUCCUGGCCCUGCAGGUGCACGGGGGUUACCUGGAUUGAAUGGAGACCUUGGUCCCAAAGGGAUGAAGGGUGAUCCGGGUGUGGUGGGGGAGCGUGGCCUUCCAGGUGUACCAGGGGGGAAGGGUGACCAAGGUCCACAGGGCCUGUGCAAUUGUAAGGAUGGGGCUCAAGGAGCCCAGGGUCAAACAGGUCAAAAGGGUGAGAAGGGAAACUUGGGUCCGACAGGGGAGCAGGGUACAACUGGAGCCACAGGACCUAAGGGUGAUCAGGGAGAUAUGGGAAUGACUGGUAUGCCCGGACCUUGCUCACCCACUGUGCAAUCUACUUUCUCCGCCGCUUUACUCACCUCCUUUCCUCAACCAAGCCGCCCAGUGCCUUUCAAACGUGUCAUCUACAACUUAAACCUGCACUACAACCCUGAUAAUGGCGUCUACACUGCCCCGGUUAACGGAACCUACGUGUUUAGCUACCAUCUGCAAGUGUCCACCCGUAUGCUAAAGGUCGGACUCUUCCACAACUUCGAGGCCGUGGUGAGGACAACUACGCCAGUGGAAAUGAACACCGCCUCUCAGCAGGUGGUGCUGAGUCUGAGCCAGGGUGACUGGGUGUGGGUACAGGUGAAAGACAUCACCACUAACGGCAUGUACACUGGCUCCGAGGCCAGCAGCACAUUCAGCGGGUUUUUGUUGUACCCAGACAGAUGUGAUGACAUGUUUGGAAGAGAUUACACUGAAAAGUCGUUCCCUGAUCAAGACAUUCCCUUUGGAGGUCCAUAGAGACCCACAUGUAUACCUUACCCUCUUACACUACACCUUAAACUUUUAACCAAACCCUACAUUCUAAACCACCACCUACAGUCCAGAUGCCAAUCACGCUCCUGGAGGGUUACCAUCCCGCAGAUUUUAGCUCCAACCCUAAUCAAACACAACAGCUAAUCAAGGUGCUCAGGAUUACGUGAAAGUAACAGGCAGGUCUGUUGAAGCAGGGUUGGAACUAACGACUGCAGGAAGGUAGCUCUCCAAGAGCAGGGUUGGAGACCCCUGGCCUUAGACCCUAAACUCUUAGUCUAUAUCCUGAAUUCUACAAUUGUAAGCCAAACUCUUAACCUGCACCCAACCUUCUAUACCUAAACUUUCCCUAUUCCCUAGACCUACACCCAGAAUUCUGAAUCUUCACCCAAACUUUUAACUGCACCCUAGACCUACACCCAUCAUUCUAAACCUAAUCUUUUAUCAACUCCCUGGACCUGCACCUUAAUGUUAACCUACACUUAGCAUUCUAAACCUUCGCCCAAACUUUUAACUGCACCCUAGACCUACACCCAUCAUUCUAAACCUAAUCUUUUAUCAACUCCCUGGACCUGCACCUUAAUGUUAACCUACACUUAGCAUUCUAAACCUUCGCCCAAACUUUUAACUGCACCCUAGACCUACACCCAUCAUUCUAAACCUAAUCUUUUAUCAACUCCCUGGACCUGCACCUUAAUGUUAACCUACACCCAAGACAACACAACACUCAAAUAAGCAUUAAAAUAGAUUUAUUAUUCUAAACCUUCACCCAAACUUUUAUCUACGCCUUAGACCUACACCCAUCAUUCUAAACCUAAUCUUUUAUCAACUCCCUGGACCUGCACCUUAAUGUUAACCUACACCCAACAUUCUAAACUUUUAACUACACCCUACAUUCUAGACCCACACCCUAAACUCUUAACCAAACCUCUAAAAUGAUCCACUUCUCAACCUCAACCCCAAAACCUGAAGCCCUAGUUUUUCUAUAAUAUUCCACAUGUAGAUUCUAUUUUAAGUCCACUUUGUGUAGUUUGAAUGUAGAAGCAAACCUUUGGCUGAAAGCAGGGCCUUCUAGUUCACAUGUUUGGAAUUACUUAGUUCUCCAGGUGGAUAUGUGCGGUGUUUAUUCACAGUGCAUGUCUCGUAACUUGAUUAGCUGUAUUAUGCCCCCAUCAAUACACAGUGAGGUGGAUCAGUUGGGAGGUUGCUCCCUUGACAGAUAUGUUUUCAGCCGGAUGUUUGUAAAGAAUGAAAACUGAGCAGGAACGCACCAAUCAGCUGUUAUAUCAUCCUUCCAGCUAUUCAGUGGACACACACUGUGAAUAAAAGUGAAAAUGAGAACAGGAAAACUGGGUGGGCUGGUGCAUGUAUGUGUGUCUCAAGAUAGGUGAGUGGAGAGAAGUAUUUGAGAGGUACAAUAAAGAGAGGUGUUGUCUUACACAAUUGAAGUGUUAAACACCUGUUUGAGAGAGAGAAAGAGAGUCUCUUUACUUUGGGCUUUUGAGUAUGGAUUAUUCAGACACACAAUAUUAUGUUGGGAAGCCUCUUAUGGUGUUGCCUAUAUGGGUCCAGGGAAGAGGGGGCCCACCCAUAAAAAUGUUGUUCUGGUCGCUGUGAAUUUUAGCAAUGACCCUGCAACAUUAUGACAUAACACAACAUGUUCAUGCUCAUGUUCUGUGUAUUGAUUACCCUUAUAUUUCCAAUAAACUGUAAACUACUAAUCCGA
Molecule: messenger RNA, 3134 nt
Organism: Sinocyclocheilus rhinocerous
Lineage: Eukaryota; Metazoa; Chordata; Actinopteri; Cypriniformes; Cyprinidae
Product: complement C1q and tumor necrosis factor-related protein 9-like
Exons: 5
Coding region: 53-1396 (447 amino acids)
Molecular function (GO): protein binding
Source: RefSeq, a predicted model, not a curated record